AUGUUUCUUUUCUUUCUUUCAAAAAUUUUUUUUUUAUUGGUUAUUUUUUUUCUUUCUUUCAUUUUUAACAUUUUUUGGAUUUUCUUUCAAAUUUUUUUUUUCAUCUUUUCUUUUUUCUUUAUUUCUUUAUUUUUCUUUUUUUCUUUCAGAAAAUUUCAUUUUUUUAAUUUCUUCUAUUUCUUUCUUUUUUUCUUUUUUUCUUUCUUUUUUUCUUCUCAUUAUUCUUUCUUUCUUCCUUUUCUUCUUUGUCUUUCUUCUUUUUCUUUUCUUUCUUUUCUUUUUAUUUUCUUCUUUUCUUUUAUAUUUCAGCAAUUCUUUUUUUUUUUCUUUUCUUCUUUUUUUUUUAAAAUUUUUUUUUUCUUUCUUUUAGAAUUUUUUUUUCUUCUUUUUCUUUUUUUCUUUUUCUUUAUUUUUUUCAUUUUUUUUUUUUUGUUUUUUUCUUUUUUUUUCUUUAUCUUUUUUUUCUUUUUCAUCUUUUUUCUUUUCUUUCUUUUAUUUUUUUCUUUAUUUAAACUUAUUCAUUUUUCUCUUUCAUUUUUUUAUAUUUUUUUUUUUUAUUUCUUUCUUUCUUUUUUCUUUCAUAAUUUUUUCUUUCUUUAA
Molecule: messenger RNA, 600 nt
Organism: Acanthosepion pharaonis
Lineage: Eukaryota; Metazoa; Mollusca; Cephalopoda; Sepiida; Sepiidae
Source: the annotation of a GenBank genome assembly